Equus caballus (horse) is the source of this 3614-nucleotide messenger RNA. The record is from RefSeq and is a predicted model, not a curated record. NCBI's taxonomy places the organism in Eukaryota, Metazoa, Chordata, Mammalia, Perissodactyla, Equidae.
ACAGCUCCUUGCUCGAGCCCGCCAGGUCUUAGUGUGGAGGAGGCCGCGGAGUCCCGGCGCCAGGUCCCUCUCCCCGCGCGCCAUGAGUCCCGCGCGGCGGAGCGCCCCCACAGUGCUGCGCCUCCUUGGCUGGCUGCCCGUGCUGCUGCUGCUGUGUCCGCCGGCUGCGCGGGGUGACUGCAGCCAUCCCCCAGAUGUGCCUAAUGCCCAACCAACUUUGGGAGAGCUUACAAGUUUUCCUAAACAAACCACAGUGACAUACAAAUGUGAUGAAGGCUUUGUAAAAGUUCCUGGCAAGCCAGACUCAGUGGUCUGUCUUGAGAACGAUAAAUGGUCAGAGGUUGCAGAAUUUUGUAAUCGUAGCUGUGAUGUUCCACCCAGGCUGCCUUUUGCAUCUCUCCAAAACCCUUAUCGCAACCAGAAUUAUUUCCCAGCGGGUUCCACUGUGGAAUAUGAGUGCCGAAUGGGCUACAGAAGGGACCGUUCUCUAUCAGGAACACUAACUUGCCUUCAGAAUUUUACGUGGUCCAAACCAGAUGAAUUUUGCAAAAAAAAAGCAUGUCCCACUCCUGGAGAAAUACCAAAUGGUCAUGUCAAAAUACAAACAGACAUAUUAUUUGGUGCAGCUAUCUCUUUCUCAUGUAACACAGGGUACACGUUAGUUGGUUCAUCUUUUAGUUACUGUUCUCUUGAAGGUGAGAAUGUUAAGUGGACUGAUCCAUUGCCAGAAUGCAAAGAAAUUGCAUGUCCAAGCCCACCAGCAAUUGCCAAUGGAAUUAUUCUAGAGCAACAUGACACUUACAUAUAUAGACAGUCUAUAACAUAUAAAUGUGAGAAAGGAUUCACCCUGGUCGGAGGCAACUCUAUUCAUUGCACUGUAAAAGAUGGCCAAGGGGAAUGGAGUGGCCCGCCACCUGAAUGCAAAGAUAGUUCUCAGAUUUCCAAGGUCACACCAGCGGUUCAGAAACCCACCACUGUAGAUGUUACAGCUACUGAAGCCCCAUCAACUCCUCAGAAAACCAGUGCUGUAAAUGUUACAGGUACUGAAGCCCCAUCUCCUCCUCAGAAAACCAGUGCUGUAAAUGUUACAGGUACUGAAGCCCCAUCAACUCCUCAGAAAACCAGUGCUGUAAAUGUUCCAACUACAGAAGCCCCAUCAACUCCUCAGAAACCCACCAUAGUAAAUUCUUCAGCUACAAAGUUCCCACUGAUUCCUCAGAGACCCUCCAUUGUAGAUAUCCCAGCUACAGAAGCCCCAUCAACUCCUCAGAAACCCACUACAAUAAAUUCUUCAGCUACAAAGUCCUCACUAAUUCCUCAGAGACCCUCCAUUGUAGAUAUCCCAGCUACAGAAGCCCCAUCAACUCCUCAGAAACCCACCACAAUACAUUCUUCAGCUACAAAGUUCCCGCUAAUUCCUCAGAGACCCACCAUUGUAGAUAUCCCAGCUACAGAAGCCCCAUCAACUCCUCAGAAACCCACCACAAUACAUUCUUCAGCUACAAAGUUCCCGCUAAUUCCUCAGAGACCCACCAUUGUAGAUAUUCCAGCUGCAGAAGCCCCAUCAACUCCUCAGAAACCCACCACAAUACAUUCUUCAGCUACAAAGUUCCCACUGAUUCCUCAGAGACCCACCAUUGUAGAUAUUCCAGCUACAGAAGCCCCAUCAACUCCUCAGAAACCCACCACAAUACAUUCUUCAGCUACAAAGUUCCCGCUAAUUCCUCAGAGACCCACCAUUGUAGAUAUUCCAGCUGCAGAAGCCCCAUCAACUCCUCAGAAACCCACCACAAUACAUUCUUCAGCUAUGAAGUUCCCACUGAUUCCUCAGAGACCCACCAUUGUAGAUAUUCCAGCUACAGAAGCCCCAUCAACUCCUCAGAAACCCACCACAAUACAUUCUUCAGCUACAAAGUUCCCGCUAAUUCCUCAGAGACCCACCAUUGUAGAUAUUCCAGCUGCAGAAGCCCCAUCAACUCCUCAGAAACCCACCACAAUACAUUCUUCAGCUAUGAAGUUCCCACUGAUUCCUCAGAGACCCACCAUUGUAGAUAUUCCAGCUACAGAAGCCCCAUCAACUCCUCAGAAACCCACCACAAUACAUUCUUCAGCUACAAAGUUCCCGCUAAUUCCUCAGAGACCCACCAUUGUAGAUAUUCCAGCUACAGAAGCCCCAUCAACUCCUCAGAAACCCACCACAAUACAUUCUUCAGCUACAAAGUUCCCACUAAUUCCUCAGAAACCCUCCAAUGUAAAUAUCCCAGCUACAGAAACCCCAUCAACUCCUCAGAAACCCACUGCAGCAAAUGUUUCAGCCACAACAGCCGAAAAAUCGCCAAUAUCAAACUCUCUAUCUGCCGAGACCCCACCAGCAGCCCAGAAUCCCAUCGUGGCAAAUGCUUCUGCUACACAGUUCACCCCAGUAACCCAAAGACUCAACACAGCAAAAGCUUCUUUUACACAGAGUCUUCCAGGAACACGAAAGUCCACUGCUGUACAUGCCCCAGUGACUAAGCAUGUCCAUACAAAACAAAGAUUGACCUCUGCUGCUCAUAUUACAGCGACACAGAAUCUAGCUGUUCCCAGUACAACCACGCGUUUUCAUACAACAAGCACGUCAAAAGGUGCUGUCAUCAUUGCAUCUGGUAAGUUUGGCUCUCCAGCAGUUAAAAGAAAUUGUCAUCCCUGUGGGAUGUACAAUCCAGAUUCGUGGAAGAGAAUAUUGUCGUUUAACUGUCUUAGAAAUACUAUUAAAAUGCGUUGUUUACGGGUGCCCAAAAGAAAACAGGUAAAUGCAUUUUAUCGGCAUGUUUUGUGGACACCACUGGGUACCCGGUAUGUUCCUAAGUAUUCUCAACCAUGUUCUUGUUCCAAGGUAGUUUCAGGACAACUUCGAAUCAUUAGGCCAAUCAAUCAAGUAUUAUUGAGUGCCUAUUGUCUCAAUGCAUCUUUCUAGGAGCUGAAGAACACACAGAGGCAGUUAUCAAUACAGUUUCUAUCCUCAAGUAUUUUGUGAUUAAUCAUAAACUUCUCCUUGGCUGUUUCUAGAUUUGUCCUAUCCCAAAUGAAGAGUGCUACUUUUGAUUAAAUCCUCUUCCUUCUCCCUUCUCAUUCAGUGAUUUAAAGCAAAGUUAUCUUCAGAAAGUAUUCUGUUGCUAUAAAUAUGAGGCCAAAAACAUAUAUCUGUGUUGAAAUUUCUUCUAGCGUUUGGUCUGGUCCUUUUUUUGUCCAUAAAUAUGUUAUUUGAUGUUAUGCAUUAGCAAGAAGAUUAAUAAACUAAAGAUGGUGAGAGAAAUAUUUGCUAAGAAGCAAUACAACUAAAUUGGCAUUUGAUAAGUAAUGUCCAAUAGAAAAUACACUCAUUAUAAGAGUGCAUAUGUUAAAAUUAUAUCUUUAUAAGCUGAAGUCUCCUAUUUUAUGUAUGCAUAAAUUAGCCAAGGGACAAUAACGCAGAAAGCAGGUAUUUUUAUUAUUAUCAUUAUUUAUUGUAGUUCUUUUAUAUUGUGAAUGAACCUCUCCUAAGCAAGAAGAUUUAUCUUUAAAGAUUCCAAGAGUUGGAAUUCACUUUGUUCAUUCUAUAUUGUAAAUAGAAAUAAAUGUAUUCCAAAUGAAAA